AGACGAUGUUGGAGACGCUGCGUGAGCGGUUGUUGAGCGUCCAGCAAGACUUCACUGCCGGGUUGAAGACUUUGGGUGACAAAUCAAGAGAAGCAAAAAAAAGCAGACAGAGAACUUUUCAGGGUUUGCCAGAGUUUUCUGCUGGAUUGGAAUUACUGAGCAGAUACGAAGAUGCUUGGGCCACCCUUCACAAAGGAGCCAAAGAUUGUGCAAAAGCCGGAGAGCUGGUGGAUAGUGAAGUUGUGAUGCUCUCUGCCCAUUGGGAGAAGAAAAGGAACAGUCUGGUGGAACUGCAAGAUCAGCUCCAGCAAAUACCUGGGUUUUUAGCAGAUCUGGAAUCCCUCAUGGCAAACCUAGCCCAGCUAGAGGCAGACUUCGAAGAAAUGGAGAAUCAUCUAUUGUGUCUUGAGGACCUAUGUGAACAGUGUGAGUUGGAAAGAUACAAAUGUAUGCAGACAUUACAGCUGGAAAACUACAAGAAAACAAAAAGGAAGGAACUUGAGAGCUUCAAAGCUGAGCUAGAUGCCGAACAUGCCCAGAAGGUUUUGGAUAUGGAACACACCCAGCAGAUGAAGCUAAAGGAACGUCAAAAGUUUUUUGAAGAAGCCUUCCAGCAGGACAUGGAGCAAUACCUUUCUACAGGAUACUUGCAGAUAGCAGAGAGGCGAGAACCAAUUGGAAGUAUGUCUUCCAUGGAGGUAAAUGUGGACAUGCUGGAGCAGAUGGACCUGAUGGACAUGUCCGACCAAGAAGCACUUGAUGUCUUCUUAAACUCAGGAGGCGAAGACAGUAAUAUGCUUUCUCCUGUGCUGGGGCCCGACUCCACCACCUACGUGAAUGAGAUAAGUCUUCAGGUUCCAAGCCAGUCUGAAUUACGACAGAAACUGUCUUCGUUGUCAUCAACCUGUACUGAUUCUGCCAGCCAAGAUGCAAGUGAAGGAGAAUCUCCAGUUAUUCAGUCUGAUGAAGAAGAAGUUCAAGUGGACACUGCUCUUGCUGCUGUAACUGAAAGAAAGGGCACUUCAGAUGUUAGUGAUGAAAGUGACUCUCAAACUAUUUGAAUCUUAAACCCAUAUCCUUCAAGA
Molecule: messenger RNA, 1085 nt
Organism: Indicator indicator
Lineage: Eukaryota; Metazoa; Chordata; Aves; Piciformes; Indicatoridae
Gene: DTNBP1
Product: dystrobrevin binding protein 1
Exons: 10
Coding region: 6-1061 (351 amino acids)
Biological process (GO): neuron projection development; regulation of synaptic vesicle exocytosis; platelet dense granule organization
Cellular component (GO): neuron projection; BLOC-1 complex; synaptic vesicle membrane
Source: RefSeq, a predicted model, not a curated record